AAAUCGAUUUCCUCUUCCAUGGGGUUAAGGAAUGUGCAUUUAUCUAUGGUAACAUGUGGACUGUUCUGUGAUCAUGAAUUAAGUUCGUAAAUAUGUUUUGUCGUAGUUGUAAUAUGUCAUUCAAAGCACAGUGCAUAUCGAAAAUAAACAUACUAAGACAUAUAACAAACCAGACUACGGGAGUCGAGAGAGAUCCUGCACCUGUUUUCUUUAAUGCAAAUGUUCAGCAACUCCUUAAGAAGUUGACACGAGUGGACUUAAGGACAGUUUUUCGUACAAAGAGAUAUGGUGUGGCGUUAAAAACGCCAGAAUAUAAGUUCUUGACAGCAGAAGAGCUGAAUAUGGUCAUGAAAGAGGCACAAGAAAAGGCAGAGCAGAAAUUACAGAUGCCGCCAGUGGUCAAGGCCCACGUUGAUGAACCAGAAGUCCUGUCGUAUGAUUAUGAGCUCCAGAAACAUUCAGAGACGAAGUUUGUCUUCACAGAUAUCUCAUUUGGCAUUUCUGACGUGGAACGGACGAUAGUCGUUCGUGAUCUAAACGGAGUGUUGCGGAAAGCAACGCCUGAUGAACGGCUUCGCAUGAAUGAGACUUACUUUCCCAAACCUGGAAGAAAAAUCAGAAUGCCUCACAUGUUUGAAAAGGAAUACUUAAAGCGGCUGCUAGACCAAGGCAAGUACGAAUUUGUGCUGGACCGAGCGUGCCUGCAGUUUGAGCCAGAUCAGCCAAUUUACCAGGACAUAACGGCUACAACAUACGAAGCAGUUGAUACAGCCAGACACUACAGUUCGUUGCGGUCCACGCGGCACUUCGGUCCAUUUGCUUUUCACUUGGCAUGGAACAGAUGCAUUGACAAUUUCCUGCUCGACUUGAUCCAGACAGACAGGCUUGAUGAAACUGUAGCCCUCAUCCAGUUGUACCACAUAGUUAACCCUGAAGCAGAAUCAGCGAGUGCCAAGUACAAACCUGGACUGGAGCAUAAAUUCAUUCAGGCUUAUGUGGAGUCAGACUCCAAAAAGAGGAGCGUGUUAGAGCUGGCCCUGCAGGCAAACGUAGAGCUACACAAACAAAGGGCAGAGACGGAGGCAGGGAUCCGCAGAGCACACGGUCAUGCUCGGCUGCUAGACCAAGGCAAGUACGAAUUUGUGCUGGACCGAGCGUGCCUGCAGUUUGAGCCAGAUCAGCCAAUUUACCAGGACAUAACGGCUACAACAUACGAAGCAGUUGAUACAGCCAGACACUACAGUUCGUUGCGGUCCACGCGGCACUUCGGUCCAUUUGCUUUUCACUUGGCAUGGAACAGAUGCAUUGACAAUUUCCUGCUCGACUUGAUCCAGACAGACAGGCUUGAUGAAACUGUAGCCCUCAUCCAGUUGUACCACAUAGUUAACCCUGAAGCAGAAUCAGCGAGUGCCAAGUACAAACCUGGACUGGAGCAUAAAUUCAUUCAGGCUUAUGUGGAGUCAGACUCCAAAAAGAGGAGCGUGUUAGAGCUGGCCCUGCAGGCAAACGUAGAGCUACACAAACAAAGGGCAGAGACGGAGGCAGGGAUCCGCAGAGCACACGGUCAUGCUUAGAAACCAGUGAUGGUGGGGAGACAUGGUAAUCGGAAUCUUGUGAGAUGUGGUUAAGAGUUUUGUAGUGUCUGCCAUUUGAAGUGUUUUCACUCUGAAAUUGUGACUGCUUCUCCUUCUGCCCUGAAACUUCUUUUUUGUAUCAGUGCAGCUUCUGCAGUAAACAAAUCACUGAUUAAACUAACUUUUUGAUUAUCCCUGUAAAUGUACUGGGAAUGA
Molecule: messenger RNA, 1790 nt
Organism: Zootermopsis nevadensis
Lineage: Eukaryota; Metazoa; Arthropoda; Insecta; Blattodea; Termopsidae
Source: RefSeq, a predicted model, not a curated record